This is a messenger RNA of Oncorhynchus nerka (sockeye salmon), 4639 nucleotides long. RefSeq names its product cadherin-20-like. The record is from RefSeq and is a predicted model, not a curated record. The transcript is spliced from 12 exons. Gene Ontology annotation, biological process: cell-cell junction assembly; cell-cell adhesion mediated by cadherin; calcium-dependent cell-cell adhesion. Lineage: Eukaryota; Metazoa; Chordata; Actinopteri; Salmoniformes; Salmonidae. Gene Ontology annotation, molecular function: calcium ion binding; cadherin binding. The coding region runs from base 500 to 2920 and encodes 806 amino acids. Gene Ontology annotation, cellular component: catenin complex; adherens junction; plasma membrane.
UUGUACACAGCAGCCAAUGGUCCUUUAGUCUGAUUGGCUCCUGGGCAAGAUGACACUGUGGGAUGAAAGCGUGGAGACAGAAAGAGAGAGAGAGAGCUUGUGGAAAGCAAAAGGGAGAGAGCCUGGAGAGAGAGAGAGCGUGGAGAGAAAGAGAGAGAGAGAGAGACAGAGAGAGACAAUGAGUGAUAGAAGUAGACACUUUACAAAGGACACCCAGUGUGGUUUAGAGGGAGCAUGGACCCAAAGUAACUUUAGGGGAACUGAUGCAUUGCAGGCAGUUACUUCCACAACUGUACCAAGUGCAAUUUAGUGAGAGUGGAGAGAAAAGAAGAGACGGAUAAGAGUAGAAGAAUAAAUAGCAAAAACUGUCUGAAAAGGACAGAGAAAGAAGACAUUUGAGGACCUUCCCAGGACGCAAGAGAUAAAGGCACGACAUCGGUGGGUCAUUGGAUCCCUAAAGAAAACACAAAACAAUUUGCUUUGUGGUUGAGUAUCCAUCAUGGGAGAUCGACUUCACCACUAUCUUGGGGGUGGUAGGCCUGUCUACACCCUACUACUCCCACUAGCUCUAGCCCUGCUGACCCUGUUGUGUGAGGCCCAGGGCCGUAUGGAUAAAGCCAGGUCACCGGAGGAAAGUAGAGCAGGGCUGUUGAGGAGGGUGAAAAGGGGCUGGGUAUGGAACCAGUUCUUUGUGCUGGAGGAGUACACUGGACUGGAGCCGCUAUACAUUGGAAAGCUCCACUCAGACAUGGACCUAGGGGAUGGCUCAAUCAAGUACAUACUAUCAGGAGACGGUGCCGGCACCACCUUCACCAUUGAUGACAGUACAGGAGACAUCCAUGCCAUCAAGAGGCUGGACCGCGAGGUCAAGGCCCAGUACCUGCUGAAAGCCCAGGCCUGGAACAGACAGACAGACCGACCCCUAGAGCCCGAAUCUGAGUUUAUCGUUAAGAUCCAGGACAUCAAUGACAAUGAACCUAAGUUCCAGGAUGGGCCCUACCAAGCCACCAUACCUGAGAUGUCAACCAUCGGCACUGAGGUGAUUCGGCUGACCGCUACAGAUGCUGAUGACCCUACAUAUGGUAACAGUGCCAGAGUGGUCUACAGCAUCCUACAAGGACAGCCAUACUUCUCUGUGGAGCCCAAGACUGGCGAGGUGCGUGUGUCUCUGGCGGGCAUGGACCGAGAGGUCAGAGAGAUCUACUCCAUCAUCAUCCAGGCCAAGGACAUGGGAGGCCAGCUAGGGGGUCUGGCUGGAACCACUGUCGUCAACAUCACCCUCAGCGACGUCAACGAUAACCCACCCAUGUUUGAUCAGAAGCUGUAUCAGAUGAGCGUUCUGGAGUCGGCUCCCGUGGGGUCUGUUGUGGGUCGUAUCCGGGCGAAGGAUCGUGACAUUGGCAUCAACGCAGAGAUGAGGUACAGCAUCAUUGAUGGAGACGGGAGGGACACCUUCGACAUCAGCACAGACCCCACCAACCUGUUUGGCAUCAUCACCAUCAAAAAGCCUCUGAACUUUGAGAGCAAAGCAAGCUACACUCUGAAGAUAGAAGGAGCCAACACACACCUGGACCACCGUUUUCUGGACAAGGGCCCGUUCAGCCAUGUUACCAUUGUUCACGUCAGCGUGGAGGAUAUAGACGAGCCCCCAGAGUUUAGCUCUGCUGCAUACUACAUAGAGGUCUCUGAAGAAGCAGAGAUUGGCACAGUGUUCACGACGGUCUCUGCCAGAGACCCUGAUGCUUCCAAUAACUCCAUCAGGUAUUCAAUAGAGAUGACCACUGACCUGGGGAAAUAUUUCUACAUUGACAUCACUUCCGGGGCGUUGAUGACGGUGCAGGCGCUGGACAGAGAAGAGUUAUCCUGGCAUAACAUCACCGUCCUGGCAAUGGAGAUGAGUAAUCCCAGUAUGAUCGGGAGUGUGUCUGUAGCUGUGAAGAUUCUGGACGUGAAUGAUAACCCUCCAUCGCUGACACACUAUUUUGAAGCAUUCGUCUGUGAGAGCGCCAAGGCUGGACAGCUGAUUCAGACAGUGACAGCAAUAGACCCAGAUGAUCCUCUGGGAGGUCAGCAUUUCUACUACAGCCUGGCACCAGAGGCUGCUAACAACCCCAACUUCACCCUCAGAGACAACCAAGACAACACAGCAUGGAUCCUGACGCGGCGCGGGGGUUGGUCUCAGCAGGACCAGUCAGUCUACUACCUUCCUAUCUUUAUCUCAGAUGGAGAGCUGCCGGUCCAGACCAGCACCAGCACCCUGACUAUCCGUGUGUGUAGCUGCGAUGUGGAGGGCAACGUUAUGUCCUGUAAUGCUGAGGCCUACCACCUACCGGCUAGUCUGAGCAGAGGGGCACUCAUCGCCAUACUGGCAUGUAUCUUCGUGAUGCUCGUGAUGAUCUUGCUCAUGUUGUCCCUCCGGAGCCACCGUAAGAAGCCCUACCUGCACGAUGAGGAAGACAACGUCCACGAGAACAUCGUCCGCUACGAUGACGAGGGUGGCGGAGAGGAGGACACUGAGGCCUUCGACAUCGCUGCCAUGUGGAACCCCCACGAGGCCCACCUAGUGGGGAAGCAACGUCAGGACAUGCUGCCCGAAAUCGAGAGCCUUUCACGCUACGUUCCCCUUGCAUGUGUGGGCUGGCCAGGGAGCGCUUGUGUUGGUGGAGACAGCAACGUGCAGGGGUAUGUGCUAUCCAAGCUCCUGGAGGCAGAUUUGGACCCCUGCGCCCCACCUUACGACUCCCUACAGACCUACGCCUAUGAGGGGGAGGGAUCGGUGGCUGAGUCCCUGAGCUCGCUGCAGUCUGGGUGCUCCAAUACUGAUCACGAGUAUGAUUAUCUCAAUGACUGGGGGCCCAGGUUUAAGAAACUGGCAGAGAUGUACGGGGUUCUGGAGACAAACAACCCUCCCAUGUGGUAGAGGGGAGGAAGGAACAAGAGACUCACCCCUAUAUACACACAUCUUAUAGGAAGAAGAGACUGAAAUAUAGAGAGACUAUGGCUGAAACGGAGACAUGUAGAGAGACAGGAACAGAGAGAGAGAGAAAUAGAGAGAAUUCAUUUGAAAGGUGUGUUCGCCGUAGAACUGCAGAAUUUGCAAUAGCACCACUGAGCAUUGCCUCUUCUCUAUAGCCUUAGAGCUGGGUAGCCUCAACCCUGAGCUGGGUUUCCUCCUAGCUGUGUAGCUGCCAUCACCACCCUUCCCCAACUCCAAGAGAGGCUUGAGAGUAGCCUGGACUGACUGACUGACAGACAGCUAGCAUCACAAGGCCCUCAAAGCAAAGGGCUUCAAAGCAACACGUUAGUUAACUCUAUUGGCCGACCCAGGCCCUAGCCACAGGCGCCAGCAGCUCUCUGGUCCAAAAGGUCCCUAUUCCCCUCAGAUGAACACGAGAGGGGACGGAGGGGAAAACAAGGGACUCAACAAACUUAGCCUUACCUUCCUGCACACACUUACGCAGGACACAAACAAACUCUGAAAUGAUGAAGUCUUUUUUGUUGGUUUGUUUUGACAAUAUUUCGGUUAAGACUUUGCUUUUUGUAUUCCGAGCCACUGACACAAGAAAAAAAAAGGAAGAGUAAGAUACAUUUUUGAUGACCUGUUUGUCGUUAUUGUUGCAACCAUUUUGAUUUGAGAACUGCAAUUUUUUCCCAUUAAGGGUAACUUCAAUAUGUGGCCGUCUCUUAUUAAUUCAUUUAUUUUUUCACGUGCUGUAUUUAUAUUUCUUAUAACUUAUUUUGGGGGAAUCAAACAAACACUGGUUUGAUGUUAUCCCAAGGUUGUGGGUUCGGCAUAAAAUAUGUUCAAAUAUGUUCAAGAGUUAUGACGUGACAUAAAUGUUUCAAUGGCGUCUAAUUGCAAUUCUGUGUUUCAAAGACAAUGUUUCUCCCGGCAUUUCUCAGUGUCUUGUUUCAGACAUAGUAAGGGAGAGGGAAACUCUGUAAUCCUAUUUGGAUUUUAAGAUUAUUUGUUAAAUGUAUCGAUUCAUAUUUUGUUAGUUUGAACCCUUUGUUGUUUUGCUGCUGGUUAGGAGAAUAAAGCAUGAUCAUGGAUUCAUCAGGAAAUGUGUGUCCCCCAAAUUGCACCCUAUGCAAAGUAGUGCACUAUAUAGGAAAUAGGGUGCCUUUUGGGACGCAAACACAAUCUUUAAACACUUGUUUUGAAAUAAACUGGCCAUGAUACCACAGCAGGACUGAGGGACAUUACAGUAUCUAUAUCUGAAAUGAAGGAUGGCCAGUUACCGUAAAUGUUUUACUCAUCAUUAUGAACAUAGCUGGAUGAGUAAAACCAGGGGAGGUACGAUAUGGUAAAAAGCAUUUCAUCAGGGUAUCAGCCAUGAUUAGGGGUGGAGUCCAACUCUGCCAUACAUUGUUGCUUGAUCUCAACCCUCGCAUCCCGUCCCAUAGGCUUUGAUAACUUUGAUAAUCUGCUUAAAGAAGAAGAAAAUGUACUUCAGCAAAACGACGCCAAAUAAACAAAGGGACUUCUUUGUCAAAGAUGAUGUGAAAUAAUAGGAGGACAUUUUGAUCAUUUUUGAUUGGGCGGACUCGACUUGAAACAUGUGUGGUGUCAGCUAUGCUACAGUAUGUGGUAUUUGAAUGUAGAUAUUUGUUGUAUACUUGGUAAUAAAAGAAGAAA